AGGAAGGAGGAAGGGAAGAGAAAGAAGGAGGAAAGAGAGGAAAGGAAGGAAACAAGAAGAGAAAGAAAGAGAAAUAAGGAAAAGAGAGAGAAGAAAGGAAAACAGGGAAAUAAAAGGAAGAAAAAGAAGUUAAAAAAGGAAGAAAGGAAGGAUGGAGCACGCGUACGAGCUCAGACAGUUCUGCGGAGGGGAGUUGAGGCCGCUGGACAGAUAUUAUCAAGCGCACGAGAGGGACUGGGACGGCGGCAUCGACAAUGAUGGGCUCGACAUUAGAGAACUCGAGAACUACAUCAAUGACGACAACAAUGAUACCAUGUACUUCGGGGACCUGUCUGGCGGCGGCGGCGGCGGCGGCGGUGGGGGCGGCGUGGGGGGAGACAUCAAGACAAUUGGCGGGGGCGGCACUCCCAGAGACUCCCCCUCCCGCCUCCACCUCCACCACCACCACCACCACCUCCACCACCACCCCGCACACUCGCAGCACACCGCCCUGACACACGCCCACCCCGACCUCAUCCACGCUGGAACCUACGGAGCCAGCGACGGAGGUGGAGUCAUUGGCGGUAGCGGCGGGAGCAAUGUCGGUGGCGGUGGUGGUGGCGGGGUCCAUCAUCCCGCCAAUGAGGACGCGAGAACCAGGCACUCAGGGGUCGGGUCCUCUCUCCCUAUAGACUACCGCAUUCCCUACCACAGCUAUAACUCCUAUGCGGGAUAUCGGCAUCAUCUACCAGACAGCCCACCAGACUCAGGCUCAGAACCGCCCUACUCCCCUUCCGAUCAUCCAAACCUGUCCCCGGAGCAAAAAGUCGUCGGGGACAUCUACGCGAGACCUCCUGGUGGCGGUGGCGGCGGGAACGUGGUGUCCUUCCCCUACUCCGUGAUGGGCCACCAGCCGCUGCCCCAACAGACCAGCCCCGUGCACGCCGCCCUACAGCCAGCCGCGCCGCUCCCCUACCCGACGCAGCCACAGCAGCCACCCCAGCAGCACAGCGUCAUGUUAGGUGGUGGUUCCCCCCUCGGAGGCUCUGCAGUUGGCGCGCCGGGAAGUCUUGGGGGCACGCCGCCUGUGUACGGGACACAGAGCAUGUUGGGUCAAGGCGCGCCGCUUGGAGACGGUCCCGCCAUGCUCGCAGCGGCCAAGAAGAGGAAGCUGACGGACGGCGGUGGUGGUGGUGGCAUGGUGGACAUCAAACAGGAGCCAGACCAAAGUGCGGGCGGUGGUCAGCUGGGCGGCGUCAUCACCCUCAAGGCCUGCGCCGAGGAGGACGAGUACACGAUGGACUCCACGGGGGGCAGCGGCGGCGGACCCUUCCUGGACGGCGCCUACCAGUGCAUCAGAUUCCAGAACUUCCAGCAACACUCGUGGAGCACCCUAUGCGACGCGAGCCUCAAGGAACUACCCAUGCCAACCUUCCGUGUGGACGCUGACAAGGGCUUCAACUUCUCCAACCCCGACGAGGCGUUUGUGUGCCAGAAGAAGAACCAUUUCCAGGUCACCGUCCACGUACAGGCGACCGGGGACCCCACGUUUGUCAGGAGCCCCGACGGUCUCAAGAAGGUGGACCGCUUCCUCGUGCACUUCUUCGGCGUCAAAACUGAGUCGCCAUCGCAAGCUAUCCGCGUAGAACAGAGCCAGAGUGACCGCAGCAAGAAAGCCUUCCACCCCGUACCAGUCGAUCUCAAGGGCGAACACACCAACAAGAUCACGGUCGGGCGCCUCCACUUCUCCGAGACCACGAGCAACAAUAUGCGCAAGAAGGGCAAGCCGAACCCCGACCAGCGCUACUUCUACCUCGUGGUGGCGCUCAAGGCCCACUGCGCCGACCAGGCCUAUACCAUCGCCGCCCACGCCUCCGAGAAGAUCAUCGUCAGGGCGUCAAAUCCAGGCCAGUUCGAGAGCGACGUGGAGUACACCUUCCAGCGAGGUUCCUACCCUGAGUCCAUCUACCACAUGGGCCGCGUGGGCAUCAACACGGACCGCCCGGACGAGGCUCUGGUCAUCCACGGCAACCUCAAGAUCACUGGUCAGCUCCUGCAGCCCUCGGACCGCCGCGCCAAGAAGGACUUCGCUGAGGUGGACACGAAGGAGCAGCUGAAGAACGUCCAGAGCCUUAGGGUGGUGAAGUAUGCCUACCGGGAGGAGUUCGCUGAGCAGGCCGGCAUGAACUCUGAUGCCAUAUACGACACGGGAGUCAUCGCUCAGGAGGUCAAGGAGGUGAUCCCCGAUGCCGUCAAGACAACUGGGGAUGUCACGCUGUCAAACGGAGAGAAGAUUGAGAACUUCCUCCUCGUCAACAAGGAAAGAAUAUUCAUGGAGAACGUCGGCGCGGUGAAGGAGCUCUGCAAGGUGACCGGGAACCUGGAGAACCGCAUCGGGGAACUGGAGAUCAUGAACAAAAAAAUAUCUCAGCUAAGAAGAUUUGAGUCGUUCAAAUCCACAUCAUCGUCGAUAUCCACUCGGACCUCAGCCACUUCCCGGGUGUCAUCAGUGUGUCACCGAAGCCGCAGCUGCUCGAAGCGACACAAACACAUGGGCAGCAGCAGCCACGACGACGGCAUCUGCAGUAAUAAGACGCUCCAAGUCACCACCAUCGCCCUCGUCUGCAUCAUGGCCUUCUGUCUAAUGGCGAUGGCGACGAUUUACAUCCUCGACUACCAGGACAGAAGGAGUUACAGCACCUCAAGCUCCACAGCCACAACCACCACCACCGCCUCAACCAUCUUCCUCUCCUCAUCCAUGGCAACCUCAACCCUAUCUCCGCCCACCACCAGCCGCACCACAGCCACCACCGACGACGACAACCUCACCUCCCUCACCUUCACCACCACCACAAAGUACCCGGCCAGCACCACCACCGCCAUCGUAAUGCCCCCGAAACCUCCAGUCCUCGGCCGGCCGGAAAGUUGCGCUAGCUCGGGCGAGGAGUCAAUCUGUGAGGUGUUCUGCUGUUUCACGAGUAGCAUAUUGAUGGGAGUGGUCAACCCGGAGUCCCCGAACCCCAGCACGGCAGCCACCACCAUCACCAUCUCCCGACGCAUCAUACCCUACGUCUCCACAACAGUGCCGCCAACAGUGUCUCAGUACGGCGAGGUGAUCACCAACAAGCUCUCCACCAGCGACCCCAACACUGUGAACGACUCCACCACCCACGCCACCAUGCGCUUCAAGCCAAUACCCAGCAAGAAAUCCAGCUCCAUAGACCAGAUGGUACGGCUGGCGCGGCACCGAGCCCACAUGAACCGCCCCUCAAACUCCCGCAGCAUCAAGCAGACCCUGAGCAAAAGAUCCAUUCAGACCAAACGCUCCACUAACAGCGCCCUGUCACACUUCAGGCCACCACUGCAGUCGAGCAUAGCCCUCCCGACGAUAGAAAUUGUGGAGCUUAACGCGACCAUCAACCACAUGUACUGCCUCAACUCAUUCGGCUACUCCUCCCAGAGCUGCUUGGGCCCUGACGCAAAGAACUACACCUAUGGCCUGCCUAUCUCCAAGUACAUGCCACACAUCAACCUCACACUGCACUUCAGCUUUAUGGCACAAGACUCAGCCAAGCAGCCGACAUUCUGUGCCAGCAACAGUACCGGGCCAUCCUUGCCUAGUGUGCAGUGCUCACACCACCCCCUGCUGCCGGCCCCAGAGGUGGUGGAGUUCCAGGGCCAGACUGCUCAAGACCACUAUGUUGUGCUACCUAAUGUUGGCUUGUGGUACCAGGUGGCGUACAAGUUCAGAAUAUCACUAGUUGAUGGAGGCGUGGAUCCUUGUAACUACGAGCGCACAGAAGUUGGUAACCUGUUUUACGAGAUCAACCUGAUAUUCCAAAGAGACUGCACAGAAUAACACACAUGCCUUUGCUGAAUCAUGUGAUACAUUCCAAUGUCUGUCAUAGUAAUAGUACAUACAGCCUUCCACUGGAUCAUGUGAUGUAUAUCAAAAAAUUAUCAUAAAAUUCUCCAUAUUUAUUCACAAACACAUUUUCAUAUCCAUGACAUUCAUUACUUUGUGCUUGUACCAUAGUCUGUCUCAUAACUCAAUGCAAAUGCACUUCAAAGACCCGGGGCUAUUUGCAUCUACUCUAAUUUCUUUGGUGCUUAACUUACAUAAAUAUAUUAUUCAUAUAUAUAUAUAUAUAUAUAUAUAUAUAUAUAUAUAUAUAUAUAUAUAUAUAUAUAUAUAUAUAUAUAUAUAUAUAUAUAUAUGUGUGUGUGUGUGUGUGUGUGUGUGUGUGUUUUCUUUCCCUUGUUUCUCCCUUGCUUGGUGCAUUACUUAUUUAAACUCGGCUGAUUAGCUUGGCGGGAUAGUUUCUAGUGGGCAAUUAUUUGGUGGUGUGAUUGGUGAGAGAAUUAGGACAUCAAGGAUCUGAUUAAUAAUACUAUUUUGCUACAUAUGUACAUAGUUCUGUAAAUAAUAAGAUUUAAUAUAAAUGCUGGCAUAUGAGGUCUUAUAAAGCCUAAUUUUAAUAGGUUUAUGUCAUAUAUGUUAAUUGCCAUGAUGCUGUAGCAUAUGCAAUUAUAAGGUUAAGUAAUUUAUGACAGGUGUAUGAUUUUCAAAGUACUUACAGAUGUAGUUUUUAACAUUUUUGUUCCGAAAGGGAACAGGGGAACAGAGACAUAGACAUUUCCUUUUGUAAUUGGCUACAGCACUGUACUACAUUAUUGUCAUCACUCUUGAUUCUUCAUUGUUUGGGAGGGAGACUCAUUCCUCCCUCACAGACGAAGGCAAAGGCAAGUACACACUAUAACAGGCUUGGAUAUGCUGCAUAAGAUAUCCUGAGGUGCUGCAUGUCAGCAUUUUAUAGUACAGCUCAUAAAGAUCUCCCCUUGAUAGUGAAUUGUCCAUGAACAUCUUGCCUUACUUAAAAUGCCUUCAUAAGACAAAAUAUAUUGUAGAGUUAAGCUAAAGGGAUAAUUCUCUACAGAGUAAAAUAGAGGAAAUGUCCCGGGCUGGGCUGGUGUCCUCCCUGAGCUGGCUGAGCCCUGACCCUCGUCUCUGCCCGUCAGUGACCUCUGCUCUAACCCUCAAGCCCAAAGUGCCACACAUUGCUUGUUACAAAUCACACAUCGCUCUCAGAUUCACAUUUACAUCUACAGUUGAUUGGAACCCACAGAGCUUUAUCUUUACCUCAGGGAACAGAAAGAAUUUAUAUAUUAUUAGAUGAGUCAAUCAAGCAUCACUCUCCGUUUCAUUACCUUUCAUCAUGUGGUGAGUAGUGUGUGGUGGUGGCCGUCACACCAGCACAGCCUGAAGUGAUCACAGGCAGUUGCACGGCUCACUCACACACCAGCCGAGGGACAUCAAAGCCUACCAUUUACAGGCAGGUGAUGCUUGACCAAAUCUCUGAAAUGUUGAAAAUGUCGUAAAACUAAGCUGUAUGAUCUCCUUGUCCAAUGUAAAAGCUCCAUGGGUCAAGCUGAAAUUAGUGGGUUAAAACUUUUUACUUUUAAUUAUAAUGAGUCAUAGUUUUGCAGAUUACCUUUUGAAUGUGCAGAGGGCAGUACAUCUAUAAUGAGUGGUGUAUACACCUUAAAGUAUGUGUUAUUUUAAUUAGUGAAGACACUUUAUUUUAGUGUGACUGCUUGAUUUAUUGUCAUUUACAUACUUGUACAAAUAUGUGUGUUUGUGUGACAAGGUUGUCAUCUAAGAUUAAAUCAAAGGAAAGCUAUUGGUAAGAAAUAGUUUAUUAUUUUGUAUUUCAUCAUGACCUCAUUCCCUGAGAGCAUAUAUAACCUAACAUUCAAGUGUGUCUUGCAUCCAUAUUGAUAUUAACACUUAUUAAUCAAUGGUUAUGUUGUGGUGCUAUCGUGCAUAUUGCUGCAUAGUAAUUCACCCUCACAGUGUGGUUGUGAGAAAACCAUCUACAAACAAGGCUUAUUAUACGUAUAGGAUAUAAUAUGGCACUCAACCUGGUGUUGAGGACCACUGCAUAGGAUUAUUUUUUAAGCUAAUAAUUCUGUGAAUUCCCCUUAUAAUGUUCUAACUGAAACCUUAUUGUUGCUACAUUUAUAAGCAAGAUAUAUUGGUCUUUCAGUUUUGUCAUUUUGCUUUUCACCUGGAAAUUUACAUCUGAAAAUAGUAGUAAAAAUAAGACACUUAAGAGAUUUUGAUAAAAGGCUUGACAGCACUGGUGUACUGUGAGACAAGGGCAAGCCACCUGCAGGUUGUGCCCACCCUUGUUGACUGACUGACCAAAAGAAGGACAGUGAGUGCCUCUCAUUGGGCUCAGGAGGCUGCAGGGCUUUGUAGCAGCAGAACUUGACUGACCCACAGGCUGGGCAUCAAGGCCUCUGCUGAGGGGCUCCAAGCAGCUACCUGCCAAGCUUUGUCACGUGUUUAAUCAUCCAGGUGGAAAGUGAAAUUGCAUUUUACUCACUGUUGGUUGAGAUUAAUUAUUCUUAUGGUGCUUCUUCCCACUUCCAGGAACCCAACUUGCUAACUUUGCUCAAUUCACACACCAUUGUGCCUUCCAGAGCCAGUAGUGGAAAAAUUCUACAUCUGUUUCUUGCUAGAACUUCAGAACCAGAUGGAAUUGUUGUUUUCUGGGUUCUGUUUUCCAUCACAAUAUCUGAGCUUUUACAGGAGACAAUAUAAAUCACAGUUCAGAAUACCAUAGCUGUGUUUAUUUGAUUGCUAAUAAUUGAAAUACCGGUGAAGGAAGAAGUAGGUCUGUGUGAUCUCAUUGGGUCAUGUUGUGUCCUUGUCAGUCAGGUUUAUAAUUAGGUUUACCAGGCCAAGAGUUUUGAUUCACAUGAGAAAGGAAACGCCUGAGCAACAUGAAGGUAUUGGCUGUCAAACUGCUUGUCUUGUUGGCCAGCUUUAAGGGGCUGUUACACUGGGCAAAUUUUCCGUGGAUCUUCAGUCAAACCACGAUUUCCGAUGGCGUGGUUCUCAUAUUUCCGUGGUUUUCUGACGUGUCCACGAUCUUCCAAAGCUACGGUAGAUUUCACCGAAGGAUGAAGGUAUUACUCACCAUCAUCAUCAGCAGCAAUAACAAGAAAUAAAUGAGAACCACGCCAGCAGAAAUUGUGGUUUGACUGAAGAUCCACAGAAAAUUUGCCCAGUGUAAUAACCCCUUUACAUGACUACUCUCGUGUUAGGGUUCCUGUGUGUUGCUAAAGAAAAUGAGUCUUCCUUGUGACUUGCACAUUCCAGUAGCAUAAUAUUAAUGUUCAAAGGAUUGGCGCUGCCCAGAAUAGCAUAGUUUUGUAAAUAAUGUUAGGUUUGUACAGAUAGAGAAAGCAGUAUAUGUGAUUGGAUAUUCAUUUAAAUAAAGUAUACUUAAAUAUA
Eriocheir sinensis (Chinese mitten crab) is the source of this 7282-nucleotide messenger RNA. RefSeq names its product myelin regulatory factor-like protein. Gene Ontology annotation, biological process: protein autoprocessing; positive regulation of DNA-templated transcription. Gene Ontology annotation, molecular function: sequence-specific DNA binding; DNA-binding transcription factor activity. The record is from RefSeq and is a predicted model, not a curated record. Bases 152 to 3838 code for a protein of 1228 amino acids. Lineage: Eukaryota; Metazoa; Arthropoda; Malacostraca; Decapoda; Varunidae. The transcript has 23 exons. Gene Ontology annotation, cellular component: nucleus; endoplasmic reticulum membrane.